Liolophura sinensis is the source of this 2172-nucleotide messenger RNA. Its product is annotated as kyphoscoliosis peptidase-like. Lineage: Eukaryota; Metazoa; Mollusca; Polyplacophora; Chitonida; Chitonidae. The record is from RefSeq and is a predicted model, not a curated record. The coding region runs from base 1 to 2172 and encodes 723 amino acids. The transcript has 6 exons.
AUGCCUGAGCAAUUUCUCACUCCAUUCGUCACUCCAGACCAGAAGAGGAGCUUCCCAAAAGCCGUGACUGAGGCCUUUUUUCGGAGCUCAAAACUUAGAGCUAAAGUCAAGCAACUAAGACGGGCUUUGUCUGUCAAAAAGAAAUCAGUUGACCUUUCCUGUUAUUCACCUAUUAUUUCUAAGAGCGGAGAUUGCCAUGGUAGUUAUUAUCUGCAAGCAUCCACACUUGCCUUAACACAAUCAACUUCCGGUCAGAGAGAGUCAUCAGCGGAAACUGUAAACCGUCUUGAAAGUGCGAUGAAAUCGCUGUCAACCACUGAUCUGACUGUAACCUUUGACAAAGUGGCAGUCGACGCGGACAUUUACACGCAGAAGUAUAACAAGUUGCAGGGGAUAAACUUGAGAAAGCAAUGCCAUUCCUUUCAGCAUGACAGUACCGCCACAUGUGUUGUUGAGCUCUUCCCAGACGAAAACAUCUGUGAAGACAUAAGUUCCAAACAGACAUCGAAUGUUAAGGAAAUCCUUGCCGAACCCGCUCUAUCGAAGCCUGCUGUCCGUCCAUCUGCUACACUGAAAAGGGAUCUCUAUUCAGAUGUCACAAAGUUUAAGCAUCUAGACAGCCACGCAAUACAGGUGGCCAGGCAUCACUACACUGACAGCAGCAAGCUGGUGAGAGACUUGACGGAAAAUUGCAAAACUGAACUAGACAAAGCAAGAGUUCUCUUCAAAUGGAUGAUUGCCAUGGAGCAGAAAAAUGCAAGUAAAAAACCACAGGGUGGUCCAAACGUCAUCGGACAUGGAGGGGUUCAAUGUCAGAUACUUUUCAACAAUCUCUGCAGACAAGCAGGAAUGCAUUCAGAAAUCAUCGUGGGAUACUCAAAAGGGGCCGGUCAUAAACCCGGCAUGCCCCUUGAUCACAAGUCACACAGGAAUUCCUGGAACGCUGUUGCUGUUGACGGUACGUGGAGGUUCGUCAAUUGCACGUGGGCCGCUCGUCACAUGACAGGAAGUGAAAAGAGUUCAUCUCGGCUUCUACACAAAUAUGACGAGUUCUAUUUUCUCACUGACCCCGAGGAACACAUUUAUCAGCAUUUUCCUGAUGACCCAAAGUGGCAGCUUCUCGAUAAGACACUGAGUUUUGAGGAAUUCACCAACUUGCCGUCUGUGAAGUCACCAUAUUUCAAGCAUGGCCUGCAGUUUUCUUAUGUCACACCCUCCCUACUGAAAACGGAAAAUAAUUCCGUUGAAAUAAACCUAGAUGCAUUAGAACAUUUGAAAUUCGAAUCACGACUGGAAAUGUGCGAGUCACCGCUUGAACAGGUUACAAACCAUGUGCUUCAGCGCCGUGUUGGGAGUCAGAUUAUUUUGACAGUUGUGCCACCACAGCCGGGAUCUUACUACCUGUCCGUGUACGCCGGGGAUAGCUGCACAUCUGAUGUGUUGGAGUGUGUCUUCUGCCUUCGUAUUCUGCACGCUCCAGUUUGUGUGUAUGCGGAGUCACCUAAAUCUAUUACUUACCCACCCGUGUCAACACUGGGAUCAACUUCACUGAUGUCCACACUGGGUGUGUCCACAAACUCACACCACGACCCUCUAGUCAAUAUGGUUAACAACACCAUUCGAAUUGACUUUAACGUCAGGGACGAUAUAAAGUUCACGCAUACGCUUCAGUUCUAUGACAGUGAUAGCGACUCCCUCUUGGACAUUGACAGGUACGCCUUUCCUACAAUCAGGACACACUCUGAGCUGUCGUACUCCGUGGCUUGUCCCAGAAAAGGCUCUUACAUCUUUAGUCUGUACGGAGCCACCAGAGACUCCAACACGUAUGACUGUCUAUUCCAAUACCUACUCGUGUGCUCUUCAGAUAACCUCAGUUAUUUGAGCUUCCCCAAAUCUUACAACAGUUGGCGUGACAGCUCAUUGUUAUCCCCUUUGCACGGAGAACUUGUACAGGACACGGAAUACACAUUCGGCGUGAGUGUGAAGAAAGCUUUAAAGGUCUUCGUUGUAAUCGGUUUGGAGAAAUAUCCAUUACAGAAGGUGGAGGACAGCGAGUGGUUUGGAAAAGUUUUAACAGGAGAUGCUUCGCCCAUUGCCACUGUCAUAGCCGAAUAUAUGUCUGAGACUGGAAAUCCCUUUUUCACACGACUGUUGGAAUAUGAUAUCCUCUAA